CAUAAUUUAAUAUUCCAAAUAGAGUUUGACUUCUGACCUAGAAGACUACAAUGAUAAGAUACUACUUACAUCUACUGUAUUUUAACCAGUGUGUCGUGCCAGCGACUUGUGGCGUAUGAUUAGAAUUUCAGAUUAGUAAGACAGUUCAUUAUCAAAUAAUUCAAAAACAAGAUGGGAAAACACAAAAAUGAAAAGAAGAACAAAAAGGCAGGUGGCCCUGGCAAGUCGACCAGCACGUCAACCAAUGCCGCGACCGCUGCUCAUGGAGGAAGUGGCCUGUUAUCUACUUCGGAUGGUGGUGCAUCAGGGAAAGCAAGCUUUCUCCAAGGGACUACGAAUUCCGCUCAAGCACAACUAUUGUUAUGGACGAGAAGUGUGGUUGUUGUGCAGCUAGAGGAUCAUUCAGGAUUGUCUGUAGAUUAUAUUGCGGCUGUUUUUAGGUAAGUCUCUGUGCUUCAGAAUACAACAAAGACAACAGGACCACAGAUCGUCGAAAGGAACUGAGUUAUCUUCCCUGAGUCAUCUUCCUAAUGAUCCUAAGAAGUAAGUCACAUUUCUUUACUCGUCCUCUAAUAUCAGCUACGAUGCAAGGGUUAAUCUCAAAACUGCAGGAACAGUCAGAUUCGACCAAAGAAAUGGCGGAUCAGUACCUAAGUCAGGGUCUUUUGACCGAAUAUCAGACAGCCAUCGCCAUGAAAGAGCGCAUCGAUGAAAACCUGGCGGCAGUGAGAGCAAAGCUUGGAAUUGGUGGAGGAGCCGGAGCGGGGAGAAUGACAUCCUCGGAUCCGAAAGCGAAAAACAGUCAGACGAGUCGAGAAGAACCGCCUGCUAAAAAUGUUGGAGAACAAGCACAAGGUGCAGGAACUGCCAGUACCAAAAAAGCAACUAGUCCUGCAGAUGACAUCACAGCAGGCAAGAACAAGGAAGACGAGCAGACGAAAGCAAGGCUAGAGCAACAUGUGGGAGUAGAGUCGAACUCGAAGCUGGAGCAAAAGCCUUCAUCUCCUACUGCUGAAACCAAAAGCAUUUGGAGUCAUCCUGUUCGCGACUCAGAGACGUCAUGCGGUGCUACGGAAUUCGACGUCGGACAAGCUGAACAAGCAGACGCAACGAAACAGUUGCAAAAACCUUCAUACCGAUUUUUGUCUUCGUCAUCGGCAACCUCUCUUGUUAUGAAGAUAACCGAGACAAAGUUGCAAGUUCUUGCAACUGUAAGUCCUCGAAGUCCUAGAAGAUCAUGAAGCAUUACAUGAUAGAGAAACAAGAACCGCUUGAAGAUGUUCUAAGCGCUGAAAGAACUGCUGCUCACUUAAAGAUCUCUUCUAAAAACAAGCACCACACGGUAGCUGCAGAAGAGCUAGAAAUUUUGGAGGAGCCAAGAAGCGAAGAUGCACCAGAUGUCGAUAUUUCCGCUGAUUGGGUCAAAUUGCGAUGGCCUUCCAGUAUGCUUCAACUUCCUCUCCGUCCCCCCUGUGAUCCUCAAAAAGCUAGAGUUACCCGCAAGAAAAAAACUGGAAAACUGAAAAUCGAACUCCAACAUCCGCCAGCAGAGAGUGGCGUUAUGAAGAGAAGUGCUGCGGGUGCGACAAUGUGCAAGUCAGUGUCUCUCUUGAGUAAAUGAAAGUGCCUUUCUUCAGGACCACAACCUAGUAGUGCUCCUUUCCAUGUUGAUUUGAAGAAAGUAGAUGAAGCGCUCCUUCCUCUUCUAAAACCACGACGGAAGUGCGUGCAUCUGCAACUCUAGCCAGAGAGUUGGCACCGCAUCUCGACAACCCAAAGCGUGGCUUUGGUGCUUUAGAUGCUUUCCUAACCGUACCUGUUGCUGACCUUCUUCGCAGACAAAUCCUACAAAUGUGGAGAGAUGGCUUGUUGCUUCCAGGGGAGAUUGAAGUUAUGUACCGAAUAAGCGUCACUCAUGCCAUGGCGCUAUCGGUGCUCCUCUGCCGCGUCUCUACUCGGGUCGCAGCGGAAUCAGGCAGCGUAAGUUGUCACGUGGUUCGCAAAUGAAUGAAGAAAUGAGUGAAUUUUUACCGCGAUGAUCAUGACAAGAAUGACGCUGAAGAACAUUUCGACUUCGUCGAGUAAGUAUCAUGAUCCUUUUGAUACUGAGUAGCUCUACUAAAUUUUCGUUGUCAGUCCUCACUCCCACUCGUCUAACAAAUGUCCAGCAAAAACGGGGUCAACAAAUGCAAAUCCAUCACCUUCUGAAGCAAAACCCGCAGUUGCACCACGUUCCGACGUUUACACGCACAUCGACGAGCAAAAACUGAACGAGUCAACACUACGCGUAUUCACUCAAGCAUUGGACAAACUCAUGCUUGAACUAACUGGGAGUUGUGCGGCUCUGGAAGGUAAGGGUGAAGAAGAUACCAAUUUAGAGAAUGGCCUCACGUGUCAAUCUGUCACUUUGUGACUCAAGCACUUGAAGCAAAGACUAGUGCUCUGGCUCUGUUGAAAGUUUGAAGACCGUGUCAAGGGAUCAGCCAAAACCAAGCAGGCUCUAGGGAACAUGGACUAUAAUUAUUUUAGAUUUACGAAUUACGAUAUUUAGUUGACGGCAGCUUGCUUUUUAUUAUUUUUUACGUGCGCCUGACGCUGAGUGAAAGUGAAAGUACGUUUCUCAUCUAAAGGCCGAAAAAAGCUGAUGCGUGGUCGACCCAUGGUAACAGUGUAUCACGGAAAAGGAUCUCGGUAUACACCUCAUUUCGACUGUGUUGGAGGAGACAAUGGGCGCGUGGCCACAUGCAUACUCUACCUCAACCCUUUUUGGCAAGUGGAGCAUGGAGUUAAGAAGAUGCUCCUAAUAUUCUUUCUCUUUCAUCAUCCAAUAUCUCAACCUCAUCAUCAUCAACAUGAAUUUGAAGAGAACCAAACAAGAUGCAUCUAAUCAUCGCUGUCUCCGCUUGUGGCCUGAAGCACGACGCAAGUUGCAACCGGAGGGACCCUGUUUCGAGAUUGAGCCUCUGCAUAGUCGCCUUCUCGUCUUCCUCUGCGACUCCCGCAAUUUGCACGAAGUAAUGCCGAUGCAAGGAGGCGCAGGCGAGCCUCGAGUAGCGGUGUCGUGUUGGUACUACGACACAGAGAAGAUACAGGAAGUGGAAUGUGAAAACUGAAGAUGAAGACCUUCAAGGAGAUGAGCAUGGUCUGCUUGAUGUGAGAUGCGUCUAUUCGUUGAGUUCUUCAAUGGCGAAUGGAUAUGGAUUUCGCUUGUGUUUCUACUCGUUCAUGUUCUUCUGUCAUCUGAUUUGAUUUGAAUUUGGAACUGGAAGAGCAAGAGACAUCGAUACGGUCACGAUGCAUCAUAUUGGAGUUUUACGAAGUAAGAAGAUGAGCCAGGAGACGACUACUUAGGAAUUUCUCUACUGCAUAAAAUCUUGGCGUCCACCAGCAUCUGAUGGUAUGCGGAGACUGUGAUGUCUCGCUUCGGGGCUCUGAGGAGAAGGGAAGACAACAAUGGCGAACAAUAAAAAGGACAAGCAUACUCUGAG
This is a messenger RNA of Amoebophrya sp. A25, 3488 nucleotides long. Lineage: Eukaryota; Dinophyceae; Syndiniales; Amoebophryaceae. The record is from the annotation of a GenBank genome assembly.